Molecule: messenger RNA, 162 nt
Organism: Aedes aegypti (yellow fever mosquito)
Lineage: Eukaryota; Metazoa; Arthropoda; Insecta; Diptera; Culicidae
Source: the annotation of a RefSeq genome assembly
AUUCCUCAAAUAGCCCCUAUUAGUUGAUUAACUUUAUUUUUUGUUUUUUCUAUCACAUUAGUAAUUUUUAAUAUUAAAAAUUAUUUUUGUUUUUCUUAUAAUUCAACUGAAACAUCCCAAAACUUGAAUAUUAAACAACACAAAUUAAACUGAAAAUGAUAA